Cyclopterus lumpus (lumpfish) is the source of this 6267-nucleotide messenger RNA. RefSeq names its product GLI family zinc finger 2a (gene gli2a). Gene Ontology annotation, molecular function: RNA polymerase II cis-regulatory region sequence-specific DNA binding; DNA-binding transcription factor activity, RNA polymerase II-specific. Lineage: Eukaryota; Metazoa; Chordata; Actinopteri; Perciformes; Cyclopteridae. The record is from RefSeq and is a predicted model, not a curated record. The transcript is spliced from 13 exons. Gene Ontology annotation, biological process: smoothened signaling pathway; regulation of transcription by RNA polymerase II. Gene Ontology annotation, cellular component: nucleus. The coding region runs from base 22 to 4554 and encodes 1510 amino acids.
UGACGGAACUCGAAGGGCAGCAUGGAGACUUCAGCGCCAACAGCCACUGAGAAGAAGGAGUGUAAGGGUUCAGGUCUGGACGCGAGCAGCUUCUCAGAGAUCCCAAAGAAGCCCUCGCCCACCAUUCUGACCAGAGGUCCACACCACCUCUUCCCCACGUUUCACACGCCCAUCCCCAUCGACAUGAGACACCACGAAGGGCGAUACCAUUACGAGCCACACCCACUCCACGCCAUGCAUGGACAUCCUGGACUGACGGGCAGUCCAGUCAUCUCAGACAUUUCCCUGAUCCGUCUAUCUCCCCAUGCGGUGCCCGGGACGGGUGAGUCACCGUUCAGCCCUCCACAUCCUUACGUCAGCCCCCACAUGGAGCACUACCUACGCUCGGUACACGGCAGCCCCACCCUUUCUAUGAUCUCAGCGGCCAGAGGACUGAGCCCUGCUGAAGUGACUCACGAACACCUGAAAGAACGCGCCCUUUUUAGUCUCCCUCCUCCACCACCAGGGGCCAACCCAACAGAGUACUACCACCUGAUGGCCAGUGCCAGCCAGCGAAGCCCCUACGGGGACCUGCUGAUGCAGAGCAGUGCAGCGGCGGCAGCAGCAGCUCAUCUCCCAGAAUACAUCAGCCCCGUGGAUGUUUCCCGUUUCUCCAGCCCCCGGCUGACUCCCCGACUGAGCAGGAAGAGGGCUCUGUCUAUCUCCCCGCUGUCAGACGCCAGCAUUGACCUGCAGACCAUGAUCCGCACCUCACCCAACUCCCUGGUGGCCUACAUCAACAACUCCCGCUCCAGCUCGGCCGCCAGCAGCUCGUAUGGGCACCUUUCAGUCGGAGGGAUCAGUCCCUCGUUCAGCUUCCCUCAUCCCAUCAACCCUGUGGCGUACCAGCACCUGUUGUCCCAGCAGAGGAGUCUCAACGCCUUCGGCCACACUCCUCCUCUCAUUCAACCGUCAGCGUCCUCUUUCUCUUCCCGCCAACACCCCCUCACUGCUUCACCUAUGACCACCUCCCACAACAGCUCCAACUCUGAAGCAAACCAGAAUGCCAGUGGAGACCCAGCAGUAAGUAGCACAGUCAACCCAUUGACCACCAAGAGGUCAAAGGUUAAGACGGAGGCAGAGGGUCCGCUGCCCAUCUCACCAUCCUCUCAGGACCACUGUGGGGGGAUCUUGGACCUGAGUGAGGACCUGGAUAAAGACGAGUGCAAACAGGAGCCCGAGGCUAUAUACGAGACCAACUGCCACUGGGAGGGCUGUACCAAGGAGUAUGACACCCAGGACCAGCUUGUUCAUCACAUCAACAACGACCACAUCCACGGUGAGAAGAAAGAGUUUGUGUGCCGCUGGGAGGAGUGUUCACGAGAGCAGAAGCCCUUCAAGGCCCAGUACAUGCUGGUGGUCCACAUGAGGCGUCACACGGGGGAGAAGCCGCAUAAAUGCAGCUUUGAGGGCUGUGCAAAGGCCUACUCCCGCUUGGAGAACCUCAAGACCCACCUCAGGUCUCACACCGGGGAGAAGCCGUAUGUGUGUGAACACGAGGGCUGCAACAAGGCCUUCUCCAACGCCUCAGAUCGGGCCAAGCACCAGAACCGCACACACUCCAAUGAGAAACCAUAUGUGUGUAAGAUUGCGGGCUGUACCAAGCGCUACACAGACCCCAGCUCUCUCAGGAAGCACGUUAAGACAGUCCACGGACCCGACGCCCACGUCACCAAGAAACAGCGAAGCGACGCACCACCGAGACCGCAGCCGCCCAAAGGAAACGGCGAGAACGAGGCAAAUUCCAAGAUUGGUGCAAGAGGCGCGGACGGCAGGAUUGAGGCCAACAGCACCUCUCGAGGAGUGGAAGACUGCCUCCAAGUCAAAUCUAUCAAGACCGAGAACUCUAUGACAUAUCAGUCCAGUCCUGGUGGCCACUCGUCGUGUAGCAGUGAGCCGUCGCCUCUUAGCAGCGCCAACAACAACGACAGUGGAGUAGAGAUGGCCCUGCACAGCGGGGGCAGCUUCGGGGACCUCAGCACUCAGGACGACUGCCCCAUGGUUGACUCCACUGUUACCGCCGGGGGGCAGCAGGCUGGGGUGGGGCUACAGUUGAGGAAAGCUGUGGGUCAUGGCGGCGCGGUCACCAUCAAGCUGGAGAACAUCAAAAAGGAAAGGCUGAAGACAGUGAGGGACUCCUGCCCCUGGGUCAACUCGGCACCACAGCCACUGCAGGGUCAACGAAACAGCAUGAAGCUGCCUCCCAUACCUGCAGUCGGUUCCCUGCUGGAGAACUCCAACGUGAUCAGCAACCUAAGCGGUCCGUACCCUGGCCAACGCAUGGGGGACCUGUCCUCAUGUGAGAUAACACUGCUGAACCAGCUGAAUGAGCGUCGUGAUAGCACCACCAGCACCAUGAGCUCAGCUUACACCAUGAGUCGCCGCUCCUCUGGUAUUUCACCGUGCUACUCCAGCCGCCGCUCCAGUGAGGCGUCCCAGUUUGGUGCUAACCGCCACAACAAUAUCAGUUCGGCUGACUCCUAUGACCCAAUCUCCACCGAUCUGUCUCGCCGCUCCAGCGAGGCCAGCCACUGUGGAGGUGGUGGUGUCAGUGGAGGAGGCGGAGGAGGUCUCCCCAGCAUCCUUAGUCUGACACCAGCUCAGCAUUAUCGACUUAAGGCAAAGUAUGCUGCUGCCAUUGGUGGAGCUCCACCUACUCCUCUCCCCAAUAUGGAUCGAAUGAGCCUGAGGACACGCAUGGCACUCUACAGUGACUCCCAGGAAGGCAUGUCGCACCCAUUCCAUCAGCCACACCCUGGAACUGUGCCUCGGCGAUGCAGUGAUGUAGGAUAUGGCACACGGAGCAUGAUGCCCCAUGAGGUACCCAGCAGCCUUCCACGUCGUGCCAGUGAUCCAGUGCGUCGUCCGACUCUGGACCCUCUGUCUUUUCCUAGGGUUCAGCGCUAUCACAGCACGAACAGCAUGAACCCCAUGAAUGGUCCAUCAGCUGAACGCCACCAGGCUCUGGCCAUGCAGGGCUACACUCGCUCCGAUGGCAGCCUGCAACGCUACCCAUUUGCCCCCAGACCACCCAGCAUUUCUGAGAAUGUAGCCAUGGAAAACAUGGCAGUGGAUGGCAUGAUGAUCGGGGGGGAGCAGGGUGGAGAGGAGGACAUGGUGCUUCCAGAUGAUGUGGUGCAGUACCUUAGGUCCCAGAAUUCUGGCCCUUCAGGUCACAACUUGGGGCAAGUGGACUACCAUUCCAACAAUCAGACUAAGGGCUAUCAAACAAGCAUGGCCCCACCGGCAUCAUUUUAUGCUCAGAGGAGGAUGGCCAUGGCAGAUGCCACCAUGUCUGGUCAGGACAUGCAAUCUUGCCAGAUGGGACCCGGUGGCUCCCAUCCGUCCUUCUCAGCACCACCCAGCAAUAUUAACAAGAACAACAUGCCGGUGCAAUGGAACGAGGUGAGCUCAGGUACUGUGGAUACCACUAACAAGCUCUCCAAACAACAACAGCAUCCUCUGAGAGGGAACCUAGCUGUUGUUCAGCAGAGGCAUAAUUUUGGUUCCUUCCAGGGACAAGGUCAGGGCCUGGGCAGCAAUCAGCAGGUAGUGCCUAUGAGUCAGAAUAUGUCUAUGCAGGGGUAUGACAACCACAUCAACCAGAGGCCGAUUAACAUCUCCCACCAGCAGCCUCAGCAACAGAGGCAAUGCACCACUGCAAACUUUAGUGAGCAAAUGAGUCCUCAGCAAGGGUUUGGCCAAGAGGCAAUCCCAAAUUCUAUAUCUGGGAGCACGAGCGUGAGACCUACCCGGAGUAAUAUGGCAGUUCCAGAACUGCAAAGUUGCAGAGCAAGGACACAGGAUGAAGGGUAUUCUCAUGAUCAGCAGCAACAUUUCAGUGUUGUCUCUCAGCAACACAGUAUCCACAAUGGAGGCAGAGGAAUGUUACAACCCAGGCCUCCCAUAGAACCCAAGUCUUUUGCCAGACAACAGACUGGUUCUAGCAUGAUGCAACCAAGCCGGAUACCCAAGUCAUCUGAUUUGAACCCUAGUUGUGGUACUGACACCUCAGAGGCGAGCCCAAAGAGGCCAAGUGGCUCAGCAGCUCACAACAGCAACUCUGCAAAUCCAAACUCUGCUGUGCUCUACACGGGUCAGAUUCAUAUUUUUGAGCCAACUUCAGCCAGCUCUGAUGCCCCCAUGUCCCCCAGUGCUAGUCAGGCUCCUGCCAGCGACACCACUGCUGCAGCCAACAUGGCCUCCCCAGGAGUCAACCACGUCUCCAGCAGUACUGUGGAUUCUUCCACUAGCAGAUCCGGUGGCACGGAGCAUGCCCAGAUUGAUUUUGACACCAUGCUAGAUGAUGGGGACCACUCCAGCCUAAUGUCAGGCACCCUGAGUCCCGGCCUCCUGCAGAGCCUCUCUCAGAGUUCCUCACGUCUCACAACCCCCCGCAACUCUGUCACCCUCCCGUCUGUACCGGCAGGGAUUGGCAACAUGGCCAUCGGUGACAUGAACUCUAUGCUCACAGCCUUGGCUGAAGAAAGCAAGUUCCUCAACAUGAUAAGCUGAGAGCAAUUAAACACCUCAUCAUCCAUCCAGUUUUAACUCUUUCUACAUCAGGAAUAUAUGGACUACACAAAGCACUGAUUGAAUAAUGCAAUACUGGCUAUUUCAUGAUUUUUUUUUCAUUGUCCACAGUAAUAUGCUUGUCUGUAAUAUUUGCUUCAGAAUAUAAUAUGUUACUUUGACAAAAUGAUAGUAAGUAUAGCUAGGCUUUAGGACAAUUUCUAUCAUGUGUUAAAAAGCCAUACAUUUUACCUACAAAUAUAUGGGUAUAUAAAUGCAUUUACAAACGAUUGCCAUUCAGUAUUUGCUGGUGUAAUAGCCUUUUACAAAGUGGUGCACUGGAAGCAGUUCACAUUAACAUCUGAGUACGAUAUGAAAACAGAGUUACCGGGAAAUGGACAUGUAGAUAACAGAUCAUAUGUUCUCAUGAAGACUUGUAUGUGUAUAGAUUAUACUGUAUGGUAUUUGCUUUAAAUUAUGCUAUAGACUUUUGAUGUUUAAACUAGGGCUGUCAAAGGUAAAGUAACAUAUGGACUCCUACUAUAUAUUCACAAUGAAAUAUUAAUGAUUUUUUAACUAGAUUUUUCUUUUCUUUGUGCCAACCCCGUGGAUUGCAAAAUAAUAUUUUCACAAUAUUGAACUAUAGUUUGUUACGUUAUGUGAGAUAAGUGAAGACUUUACAACAGUGUAAAAAAAACACAAAAUGUUGUGAAAAUGAAUGAGAAAGCUUCAUUUUGUUUGUGACGAGGUUUAUAACUAUCACAUGGCUCAGAAGGACAAACAUAGCAAUUCAUGUCAUUUUUAUGCAGGUAAAUUAUGACAAACUGACAGUUUAUUACGCUGUUCACUUCACCACCAUACAUGCAGGGACUUAAUGCACUGAGGUUAAUGAACUGUCAGCACCAUAAAGAAAAUAUGCAUGUAGAAGUUGAUACAUAAAAACAUGUAUGUAUGCACUUAAUACAACCUUGCAGAAGAACAAAUAAACAAAUAAGUGCCAUAACAGUGGCCUGUCUUUGUAUUGCAGAGUUUCCAUUACACAUAGAUUUAGGAAUAAAGGUGGCGUGCGAUUCUGAGCACAUUUUGCUUUCAUUUCAUGAAAUUCAAUACGUAAUGUAUACCCUUCAACUAAGAAGUUAGAACUGAGUCACAGAAAUAAGCAUUUGACAGCCUUAGUUUGAACACGUGGUUGUACAACAUUAUGGUCCACAGAUAUUAAGUGCAUUUUGAUCAUGGUUUGAGCUCUCGGGGAUGGCACUGUAAAAUGUGAUUUCUUCUUUGCCCUCUGGAUCAGAGGCAUCAACUCCCUACGGCCCAUCUCACGAGGGUACAUGAUUGAACAGGACAAGGAUACGUCUCUGUGUUAGUCUAUCAGGGCCUAUGAACCCCUGUGUCUGAAUAGUGUUCUCUAAAAGAAUAUACAAGUACCUCUGUGUGUUCUCAGUAGUGAUCCAAUCCUAAUUAACACAUUCAUACCACCCCCUUGGCUGCACCACAUACUUCCCAUGGGCUCUGGAUGAACUGCAGAGUCCAGGAAGGGACACGGACUUUGAUAAAGAAAUCCUGUUUCGGACUGGAUUGGCAAACCUGGCCUGUAAAUCCCUCAGUUGUAUUAUGUUAUGCUGAAUUUCUAUGUAGCCUUUAAAAUGUUUAUGUGUAUGCUACCAUUCACUAGUACUAUGCUCUGUGUGUGCGCGUUUGUGUGAGUGUGUGUGU